Messenger RNA from Mesorhabditis spiculigera, 435 nucleotides. The record is from the annotation of a GenBank genome assembly. Lineage: Eukaryota; Metazoa; Nematoda; Chromadorea; Rhabditida; Rhabditidae.
AUGACCACCCCCGAUGCCGCAUACUAUCACGCAGCAGCACUUGCAGCAGCUGAACAACAGGCAGCCCUGACUCAACUCGCCGCCGCGGCCCCUGGCGCAAACCCAGGCAUUGUGGGCAAUGGCCAAUCAAAGGGGCCCGAUGGAAGCAAUUUGUUCAUCUACCAUUUGCCGCAAGAGUUCACCGACGCCGAUCUUGUGACGACGUUCAGCCCAUUCGGGACCAUCAUCUCCGCCAAGGUGUUCAUCGACAAACAGACGAAUUUGAGCAAAUGUUUCGGUUUUGUCUCGUUUGACAACCACCUCUCCGCUGCUAACGCGAUUUCUGCGAUGAACGGCUUCCAGAUUGGCAGCAAGCGGUUGAAGGUUCAACUGAAAAACGCGAAAUCAAAGCCUUAUCCGAUGGGUCCCGGCGGGAAUGGUGUUGGCGUCAGCACA